Molecule: messenger RNA, 1704 nt
Organism: Parnassius mnemosyne (clouded apollo)
Lineage: Eukaryota; Metazoa; Arthropoda; Insecta; Lepidoptera; Papilionidae
Source: the annotation of a GenBank genome assembly
AUGUUGUCCGCUUUGUGUACGAAGGCGUUACGCGGUGCGCGGCCGUUUGAACGCGCUGCUUCUAGUGUCGUGGAAUUGCCCAAAUUUCAAGACUUCGAUGUCCAAAAUGAACCCAUUCUGGGCUAUCGCGAGGGCAGCACCGAGCGUAAAGAACUCGCAGAAGAACUGAAACGCACUGCCGCUGUCACGGAGGAAGUGCCAAUUGUUAUUGGUGAUGAGUUUAUCAAAGAAGGUGAAGUGCAACAUCAAGUGAUGCCCCAUGACCACAACAAAAAGCUCGCCAAGUUCUAUUACGCGAGCGAAAAAACAAUUCAGAAAGCUAUUCAGGUAUCUGUCGAUGCCCAAAAGAAAUGGGAUCGCACCCCACUGGAAGAGCGUGUGCGUAUCUGGCAAAAGGCUGCUGAAAUGAUGGCAGGUGAACAUCGCCAACGUCUAAAUGCUGCUACAAUGCUAGGCCAGUCCAAGUCUGUUAUCCAAGCAGAAAUUGAUUCUGCAGCGGAGCUCAUUGACUUCUUCAGGUUCAAUGUGUUCUUCUUAAAAGAAAAUGCUAAGUAUCAGCCCAUUUCUGAAAAUCCAACUGUAACAAGAAACAGCAUGAGGUUUAGAGGUAUUGAUGGAUUUAUUGCUGCUAUUAGCCCAUUCAAUUUCACAGCAAUUGGAGGAAACCUUGCCUACACCCCAGCACUUAUGGGUAAUGGUGUUGUAUGGAAGCCUUCAGAUACUGCUCUAUUAUCAAACUGGAGAAUAUUUAACAUCAUGCGAGAGGCUGGAUUACCUGCGGGCAUUGUUAAUUUUGUCCCUGCCGAUGGGCCUACAUUUGGGCGCACAAUUACUGCUUCUCCAGAUCUUGCAGGCAUUAACUUCACUGGUUCUGUACCCACUUUCAAUUGGUUGUGGCAUGAAGUCGGUAAAAAUCUUAACCGCUACAAGAAUUACCCUAGGCUCAUUGGUGAAUGCGGAGGUAAAAAUUACCAUUUCAUUCAUCCCUCUGCUGACGUAAGAUCUGUGGUCACAGCUACGAUCCGUUCGGCAUUUGAAUAUUGUGGCCAGAAGUGCUCAGCAUGUUCUAGGAUGUAUGUUCCUAGAUCUCUGUAUGAACCAAUUAAAGAAGGUCUUCUAGAAGAGCGGUCUAAACUAAAAGUUGGAGACCCAACUGACUUCUCGGUAUUUACUGGGGCUGUCAUUGAUAACAAAGCUUUUGCCAGGAUCACUGGCUAUAUCAAGAAUGCAAAGAACAACACCAAGAACAAGAUUCUUGGAGGUGGUGAAUAUGAUGAUAGCAAGGGCUACUUUGUCCAACCUACUAUCAUUGAAACUGUAGACCCCCAUGAUAAGUUAAUGACAGAGGAGAUCUUUGGGCCCGUACUCACAAUGUAUGUUUAUGAAGACAGUGAUGUCAUGAAGACCCUUUCACUAGUCGGCUCGUCAACUAAAUUUGCAUUGACUGGUGCAGUCUUUGCUAAUGAUAAGAGCUUCCAGCAGACUGCCCUCGAGGAAUUGAAGAUCACAGCAGGCAAUUUCUACAUCAAUGACAAGUCUACCGGCUCUGUGGUUGGGCAACAACCAUUUGGUGGUGGCCGUAUGUCGGGAACCAAUGAUAAGGCUGGUGGGCCCAACUAUGUCAUGCGCUGGACGUCACCACAAUCCAUUAAGGAGACAUUUGUCCCACUGCGUGAAAUAGAUUAUCCCUACAUGAGGGAUUAA